AUGUUGAAAGGUAGAGCCUUUUCUGCCGACGCAGAUGCGUCUCCAGACUUUGGUCCUGCCCACGAUGACCAGAUGCCCUCCUCUGAGGAAGAAGAGCUGAGCCAUGACUUCUCCGAGACCGAAGCUGGCGGUAGCGGGCGCACACGACUGGACAAUGGUGCGACUGCAACAACGCAGGAGAAUGCUGGUACCAGCGACGAGGAAGAGGACGACAAUGGCAUGCUGCCCCGCGAUAAGCAGCGAAGAACUGCCUUCUACGACUAUACUGCGGAGAAGCAGAUGAGUCACACUGAAGCCAAGCAAUUCUAUCAGCGGCAUCAACUAGAGACGCAGUUCGGAGGCUCACAAGCGGGAGAGGCAUACAGCCCUGCUAUGCGCGCAAAGACAUUCCCCGCAAACUUCGGCGCCGCGGACAGUACAGAUUUCCAUGGCAAGGCAGAGAGCAUUCGCUCUCGGAAGAGCAAUGUCACGCUUGCAAAUCAAGGACACCGGUCUAACCUACCCAUCGGGUUGUCACACACAGAGCAGUCACAGGAUCCACGUCGACACAUGACUCAACAUGGAGCCAACACUGCAGGUACGGGCAACGAAGGCGACGCUUUUCUCCAGGCCGACCAACAAGCCCGAUCCCAUGCACAACACCCCGGUCUUCCACACGAGGAAAAACCACUUUUGGCUGAAGAAGGCAUCCACGGCGCAGGCGCAGGUAUAGGUGUUGGCACAGGAGCAGGAGGCUUCGCCAUGAAUGAUUCCAGUAUCACCACUGAGCUUAGCUCCAUCUAUACGAAUAUCCAGAAAGUGCUAGAUCUACGUCACAAGUACAUUCGCUUGUCUUUACAGCGCAAUUUCGAUAACCCCAAAGAUGACCCUGCUUGGCGCAUCUACCCCUCUCCGCCUGAACCAGUAUGGAACGACUCGUCUAAACAGCGUCGCAACGCGAGCAGCAGCUUGCAGAACAGUGGAAUCCUAGAGCCCAAUGAAACCCCCAAACCACCUCGCAAAAUGGGAACGAAUAUUGGUGAAGACUUCCACCUGGAAGACUGUCUUCCAGUACCAGGCCCCGGAGAAAUGUCAUUCCGUCUGGACGACAGCGGUGUCUAUCAGGUAUAUGAAACAGCCAAGUCCGCUGAGCUCGACCAGCCCAUCGUAGCGAUUCCUACACUGCGCGAGUUCUACAUCGAUCUCGACGCCAUCCUUGACAUAUCCUCCGACGGACCGAGUAAGAGCUUUGCUUUCCGUCGUCUUCAGUAUCUUGAGGGUAAAUUCAACCUUUACUACUUGUUGAACGAAUACCAAGAAACAGCCGACACCAAAAAGGUGCCGCACAGAGACUUCUACAACGUCCGAAAGGUCGACACUCACGUUCACCAUUCAGCAUGCAUGAACCAAAAGCAUCUGCUGCGUUUCAUCAAGUCAAAGAUGAAGAAGUCACCGGAUGAAGUGGUACUUUUCCGUGAUGGCAAACAUCUCACCUUGAGGGAAGUGUUCGAGUCAAUCAAUCUGACAGCGUACGACCUAAGUAUUGACACUCUAGAUAUGCAUGCUCACACGGAUUCGUUCCAUCGUUUCGACAAGUUCAACUUGAAGUAUAACCCGAUUGGUGAAUCACGCCUACGAACCAUCUUUUUGAAGACCGACAACUUCGUCAAGGGCCGAUACCUAGCGGAAAUCACCAAGGAAGUCAUCUCGGAUCUCGAAGCGAGCAAGUACCAGUUCGUCGAGUGGCGUAUUUCCAUCUACGGCAGAGACAUCGAAGAGUGGGAUAAGCUUGCGGCUUGGGUUAUCGACAACAAGCUGUUCUCGCCUAACGUACGAUGGCUGAUUCAAGUACCUCGCCUGUUCGACGUGUACAAAGCCACCGGUCUCAUGGACAACUUCCAGCAAGUCAUCGUAAAUGUGUUCCAGCCUUUGUUCGAGGUUACCAAAGAUCCGACAAGUCACCCCAAGCUUCACGUUUUCUUGCAAAGAGUCAUUGGGUUCGAUAGUGUCGAUGAUGAGAGCAAAGUCGAGCGACGCGUGUACAGAAAGUUUCCGUUUCCAAAUGAGUGGUCUACAAAGCAGAACCCACCGUACAGCUACUGGAUGUAUUACCUCUUCGCCAACAUGUCAUCGCUUAACGUCUGGAGGAAGCAGCGUGGCUUUAACACUUUCGUCUUGCGCCCUCAUUGUGGAGAGGCUGGUGACACUGAUCAUCUGGCUGCAGCAGUACUAUGCUGUCAUAGCAUCAGCCAUGGUCUCUUGCUCCGCAAGGUGCCUCUUCUCCAGUACAUUUUUUACCUUGAGCAGAUUGGUGUCGCCAUGUCGCCUCUAAGUAACAACGCACUGUUCCUGGCAUACGAACGUAAUCCGUUCUUGAGCUACUUCAGACGGGGUCUCAACGUCUCGCUAUCGACAGACGAUCCUCUCCAAUUCGCCUUCACGAAAGAGCCCCUCAUCGAAGAAUACUCGGUCGCGGCGCAAAUCUACAAGCUAAGUGCUGUGGACAUGUGUGAGCUAGCCAAACAUUCUGUAGAGCAGAGUGGCUUCGAACAUGUUGUCAAGCAGAAGUGGUUGGGUAGUAACUACCAUCUUCCCGGCGUUGCGGGCAAUGACAUGGCGAGAUCCAACGUGCCCAGCAUUCGUGAGGCGUUCCGACACGAGACCCUCAUGGGUGAAUUAGCUAUGAUCGAUCGCUACACACGCGCCGCACAAUCUGGUAGCCACGAUCUCACCAGCUCUAACCUGCAAUCCGAAGUACCACAGACACCAAAGUCACUUCAAGGAACACACCCGACUUCUCCAACGCACGCAUCUGCAGGCGGUAAUCAGAUGUUCUCCAAAUUACCUCCUGCUCAAGUCGCUCGCUUCAAGCCCUCUACCUCGACAACCGACAUGGGCAGUCUGCAAGGCCAACCAGCCUCCCCUUCAGGUACAAAAGAGGGAGGCAGCUCCAACAUAACAGUUAACCCCAGCACCCUCUCGGUUGUUCAGCCGGCAGAGGCACCUGAAGAGCCGGACCAGGGUUUGACGCGCUCAACAAGUACUGUUACACUGGAUGGAGAACCUAGACUAUUCCCUGGUAUCGUCAGUAGUAGGAGUAGGAGGCGGAGCACUAGGACUAGCCAGGCUGAAGAUGGGGACAUGACAAGUUCGCGUUCGAGGUUCCGAGCAGGUGAUGCAGAGAGCGUCGUGGAGGAGAGGGAUACUGAUGAUGAGGAUUAG
Molecule: messenger RNA, 3201 nt
Organism: Alternaria atra
Lineage: Eukaryota; Fungi; Ascomycota; Dothideomycetes; Pleosporales; Pleosporaceae
Exons: 4
Coding region: 1-3201 (1066 amino acids)
Biological process (GO): IMP salvage; AMP metabolic process
Cellular component (GO): cytosol
Molecular function (GO): AMP deaminase activity
Source: RefSeq, a predicted model, not a curated record